Molecule: messenger RNA, 751 nt
Organism: Arabidopsis arenosa
Lineage: Eukaryota; Viridiplantae; Streptophyta; Magnoliopsida; Brassicales; Brassicaceae
Source: the annotation of a GenBank genome assembly
AUGAUUUUUGUGUAAUCUAGCUUUGAUUAUCGAUGUUACUGCGUUUUAAUGGAUUUUUUGUGUUUGGAGAAUGAAAUUGUUAUGAUGAAUUAUCAAAACGUUUCUUAUGUGUGAAUGAGUGAGAAAUGAGGAUAGCUUAAACCUGUUUGAUCGCAUUUGAGCGUUGUUAUAAAAAUGGCUGAGGCAACGCCUGCUUUGAGGAAGCCUGUGUUCACCAAGGUUAAUGAGCUGAGACCAGGAACCAGUGGUCACUCGCUGAAUGUGAAAGUUGUCAACACGAAGAUGGUGUUGCAGAGAGGAGGAGGAGGUCGUCCCAUGGGUCCUCAGGCACGUCAGAUGCGGAUCGCGGAAUGUUUAGUUGGUGAUGAGACUGGAAUUAUAAUCUUUACUGCAAGAAAUGACCAAGUGGAUUUGAUGAAAGAGGGCAGUGUAUUGACUCUGCGUAAUGCGAAGAUCGACAUGUACAAGGGGUCUAUGAGGCUUGCAGUUGAUAGAUGGGGACGUGUUGACGUCGCAGAGGAGCCCACAGACAUCACCGUGAAAGAUGAUAACAAUCUUUCGCUGAUCGAGUAUGAGCUUGUGAGCGUCGAAGCUUGAUAUGGUUCCUCCACAAAAGAAAGCAGAGCGACUCAAAAAAAACUUAUGUUCUAGUUGGAGAAGCAAAAGCCUCUUUGGUUUGAGUUUUUUGCUAUAUCAGAAUUUCCUGGUGGAUUUGAGUCUUUAUGUAGUAUCCGGCUUGCCUUUGAUCUAC